Messenger RNA from Arachis ipaensis, 807 nucleotides. The record is from RefSeq and is a predicted model, not a curated record. NCBI's taxonomy places the organism in Eukaryota, Viridiplantae, Streptophyta, Magnoliopsida, Fabales, Fabaceae.
CAAAUAAACUCAGCAAAAAUUUGCUCUCACCCAGUCACCCUCACUCAUGCGACAUACACCAUCAUCCUCACUCCACCCACACACGAAAGAGGGAAGAAAUCUGAAAGGGAGAACGGGAAGAAGAAGAAAAGUGAGGGAAGGAAGGAAAGGACGACGCCGGCUAAGGCUCCGCCACCGUCGUUGUCGAGCGCCAGUGAGAGAGAGAGCUCGAGGAAAAGAGAAAACGCGAUGGAGGAGAGAAGAAGGGGGUACUCCGUCGCCACUGAAGCUCCAUCGACGUUGCUAGGGCUUGUUGCCAUCGCCGUUCUGCCACCGUCGGGCUGCUGUGCUGCCGCCGAGGAGCUCGAAGGGAUGUCUCGUCACCGUCGUGCUUUGUUGCCAAGCUAUUGCGUUGCCGCUCAUCUCUUCUUCACCGUCGCCGCUCAUCACCAGCGUCGUAUCCUCUGUCACCAGUUCGAAAGUGGGUAUGGUUUUGAUAGUGAUGAUGAACUGCAACGGCUAAUUAAGAUAGAGAAGGUAUGUAUCAAUUUUCAAUUGGUUCUGUGAAUUUUUGGGGGUUUUGGGUUCGAAUUUUAGGUUUUCAAUUAGUUUAGCAUCUUAAGGAAAAAUUAGUGAAAAGAACAGGUUUCACACUGAAAUAUUUUGAUUUAUGUCUUGGUUCAUACGCAUUCCUUGAACAUAGUGGUUGCUUUCAAUUUCUAGCUUCAAGUUAUAUUCCUCUCUGAUGCUUUUCAAAUGCUUUUUUUGGUUAUUUUUCAUAGAUGCUUUGAAUUUUAGUGAUAAUAGCCAAUUAAAAUGUGUCAAAAA